CCGUCAAUAGUUCCAACCCAAAUUAACCAACCCACAAACCCCUAUAUAUAUAAACACAUAAUCACCCUAAAAUAUUGUAACAUACACCCUCACCAUCAAACAUGGUGAAACCUGGUGCUGGUGUUGAUCAUUCUUCUAGUGAUCACUCAUCGUCAUCACCAUCAUCAUGUUCCACUAAUAGCAACAAUAAUAAUAGUAGGAAUAGUAGUAAUUGCAAGAUGUACAAAGGUGUGAGGAAGAGAAAAUGGGGCAAAUGGGUUUCCGAAAUUAGGCUUCCCAAUAGCCGUGAGAGAAUAUGGUUGGGCUCUUACGACACCCAAGAGAAAGCUGCUAGGGCCUUCGACGCUGCGCUUUACUGCCUACGUGGCAAAAACGCCGCUUUCAAUUUCCCCGACACACCUCAAACGUUUGAGGACACCAAUGUGGUCGUCGUGUCUCACCAUUCUCGUCUUUCCCCACAAGAGAUUCAAGAGGUUGCUGCCAAGUUCGCAAACAACGUUAACGAUGACCCUCCUCAAGAUCAAGAACCGUCGUUGGAUUUGGAGUCACAACGAAGUGAGAGCACCUUGUUCAAUAACAGUGUUUGUGAGCAAGUGGACCAAGUCCAAGGGGAAUGGGACACCACGUUUUGGAACAUGUUGGAUGACUUGAAUGGUGGGUUCUUGUGCCCCACACAAGCUCCACUGCUUUUUCAGGAUCAAAUUCAAGGUGAUGAUUAUGGUUAUUAUGAUCAUGAUGCUUUUUCUAACCAUUCAUUCCUUUGGAGUUGGAACUUUUGAUGAUUAUUUCACCUAUGACCUCCUCUUGGCCUUUCUAUUAUGAUUUUUUUGUAGCCAUUUAUACAUGGCGGUUAUUAAUUAUAAUAGUUAGGCUAUGAGUGAAUUCACCUUAUAUUAUCAUCCCAUAAAUGUUAUGGAAAGUGGCCCCGUUUUUAUUGCCAUCUUUCUGUUCUGUUGAGUUUAUUAGAGCUAGCUAGUUUUAUUUUUCUUUAAUAUAUCCAUAAGAACCGAAUAUGCUUGUAAAGGAGUUUACAAUACUUGGUGAACUUGUUGAAUCAAAUAAACUAGCUAGUUUAUAUCAUCAUGCGAUAAAUAAAUUUUAUUUUUAUUAGUUUGGAUACAAAAAUUUACAUUAUU
Molecule: messenger RNA, 1136 nt
Organism: Cajanus cajan (pigeon pea)
Lineage: Eukaryota; Viridiplantae; Streptophyta; Magnoliopsida; Fabales; Fabaceae
Product: ethylene-responsive transcription factor ERF018
Biological process (GO): regulation of DNA-templated transcription
Molecular function (GO): DNA-binding transcription factor activity; DNA binding
Source: RefSeq, a predicted model, not a curated record